Salvelinus namaycush (lake trout) is the source of this 2591-nucleotide messenger RNA. RefSeq names its product sodium/potassium-transporting ATPase subunit beta-233-like. Gene Ontology annotation, biological process: potassium ion import across plasma membrane; intracellular potassium ion homeostasis; intracellular sodium ion homeostasis. The coding region runs from base 149 to 1063 and encodes 304 amino acids. Lineage: Eukaryota; Metazoa; Chordata; Actinopteri; Salmoniformes; Salmonidae. Gene Ontology annotation, cellular component: sodium:potassium-exchanging ATPase complex. The transcript is spliced from 6 exons. Gene Ontology annotation, molecular function: ATPase activator activity. The record is from RefSeq and is a predicted model, not a curated record.
GUAAGAGAUAAAUUGUGUGCGGUACAAUAGGGAGAGCCGGGUACGACGCUGUCCUUUACUAUUCUGUACAGGGGAUAGUUUGGGAAUCUGGUACCUUAAGCCCAUUAGAGCACCUUAAUUGAAAAGUGAAAUUAAAAAGCAAAAAAAUAUGUCGGCAAAUAAAGAUGGAGACGGUGGAUGGAAGAGCUUUCUGUGGAAUUCAGAAAGGAAGGAAUUUCUAGGACGCACGGGUGGCAGUUGGUUUAAAAUCUUGUUGUUCUACCUGAUCUUCUAUGGAUGCUUGGCUGGGAUUUUCAUUGGGACCAUCCAGGCCCUGCUGCUAACCCUUAGUAACUACAAACCCACCUACCAGGACAGAGUCGCCCCACCAGGUUUAUCCCACACCCCACGCUCUGAAAAGUUUGAGAUCUCUUACAAUGUCAACGAUGUGGAGACGUAUCUGAAGUACACCAAGAGCAUCAAGGAGUUCCUGGAGAUGUACGAUGAUGAGAGGCAGACCGACCAGAUGAAGUACGAAGACUGUGGAGAAUUACCUGGAUCGUACAUUGACCGUGGUGAGCUGGAGAGUGACGUUGGAGCGAGGAAGGCCUGCAGGUUCAAGCGGACCUGGCUGGGACCCUGUGCUGGUCUGGGUGGUCACGACGAAAACUUCGGCUUCAAGGAUGGGAAACCCUGCCUGAUCGCCAAGCUCAACAGGAUCAUCAACUUCAGACCAAGGCCUCCAACCAACAACGCCUCCGUCCCUGAAGCCGGCCACAUCAGAGUCCAGGCCAACGUCAUGCCCAUCCACUGUCAGAACAAGAGAGAGGAGGAUGCUAGCAAGAUUGGUGAGAUCAAGUACUAUGGCAUGGGCAUGGGGUUCCCCCUCCAGUACUACCCCUACUAUGGCAAGCUGCUGCAGCCCCAGUACCUGCAACCUCUGGUGGCCAUUCAGUUUACCAACCUCAGCUUCAACGAGGAGCUGCGUCUUGAGUGCAAAGUGUACGGAGCGAACAUUGACUACAGCGAGAAAGAUCGCUACCAAGGACGCUUUGACGUUAAGUUCACUAUCGCCAAUUCAUGACCUCAGCUAUGAAAAUAGCACUUUUCUCUGCCCCUAUUUCAAAACAAGUUGAUUUAGAGAAAUAAAGAAAAAUAGUUAAAUUAAAACACGACUAGUCUUGGAACAAACUUUCAUAAUAUACGGGACCUACAGUUAAUCUGUGUGCUUUAAACUGGCUUCCUGCAUAAUGUCUAGGGUUAGAAUGUACAUUACACCGGCUUCCUGCAUAAUGUCUAGUGUUAGAAUGUACAUUACACCGGCUUCCUGCAUAAUGUCUAGGGUUAGAAUGUACAUUACACCGGCUUCCUGCAUAAUGUCUAGGGUUAGAAUGUACAUUACACCGGCUUCCUGCAUAAUGUCUAGGGUUAGAAUGUACAUUACACCGGCUUCCUGCAUAAUGUCUAGGGUUAGAAUGUACAUUACACCGGCUUCCUGCAUAAUGUCUAGGGUUAGAAUGUACAUUACACCGGCUUCCUGCAUAAUGUCUAGGGUUAGAAUGUACAUUACAGCGGCUUCCUGCAUAAUGUCUAGUGUUAGAAUGUACAUUACACCGGCUUCCUGCAUAAUGUCUAGUGUUAGAAUGUACAUUACACCGGCUUCCUGCAUAAUGUCUAGUGUUAGAAUGUACAUUACACCGGCUUCCUGCAUAAUGUCUAGGGUUAGAAUGUACAUUACACCGGCUUCCUGCAUAAUGUCUAGGGUUAGAAUGUACAUUACACCGGCUUCCUGCAUAAUAUCUAGUGUUAGAAUGUACAUUACACCGGCUUCCUGCAUAAUGUCUAGUGUUAGAAUGUACAUUACACCGGCUUCCUGCAUAAUGUCUAGGGUUGGAAUGUACAUUACACCGGCUUCCUGCAUAAUGUCUAGUGUUAGAAUGUACAUUACACCGGCUUCCUGCAUAAUGUCUAGGGUUGGAAUGUACAUUACACCGGCUUCCUGCAUAAUGUCUAGGGUUGGAAUGUACAUUACACCGGCUUCCUGCAUAAUGUCUAGGGUUAGAAUGUACAUUACACCGGCUUCCUGCAUAAUGUCUAGGGUUAGAAUGUACAUUACACCGGCUUCCUGCAUAAUGUCUAGGGUUAGAAUGUACAUUACAUCGGCUUCCUGCAUAAUGUCUAGUGUUAGAAUGUACAUUACACCGGCUUCCUGCAUAAUGUCUAGUGUUAGAAUGUACAUUACACCGGCUUCCUGCAUAAUGUCUAGGGUUGGAAUGUAAAUUACAGGAAGAGUAACAAUAGCAACAUAUUUAUUCUACUGUAAAUGAGAAGUCCUUGAGCCAUGGGACAUUCAUCUUUUACUGUAAAUAACAAUUCCACUACUGAUAUGUAGCGAGCAGUGUUUCUGUCUGUCCGCUAAGUAUUCUGCCUAAUGUGCUUUCUAUAUAUUUUUGGAGUGUCCAGUACAGUAGUGGCAUACAGUGGUCCUUUCCAAGCCAUGUUGUAAUUUCUCUUGUCUAUUGUCAGUAAGCUUUAGUGGUCCAAGGUGUGUGUGUCUUAGUGUUUGUGUUUAUGUGUUAAGUGUGUUAGGUUAUUAAAUGUGAGUGUGUGGA